Messenger RNA from Naegleria lovaniensis, 1323 nucleotides. RefSeq lists its product as uncharacterized. Gene Ontology annotation, cellular component: membrane. The coding region runs from base 1 to 1323 and encodes 440 amino acids. Lineage: Eukaryota; Heterolobosea; Eutetramitea; Acrasida; Naegleriidae. Gene Ontology annotation, molecular function: palmitoyl-(protein) hydrolase activity. The transcript has a single exon. The record is from RefSeq and is a predicted model, not a curated record.
AUGCCCCGAGGGCAGGCAAGAAUACUCGAAUAUUUACCUUCAAUAUUCAAUCUUCCCUUUGAAGACAUCAUGUUGGAUACGCUGGAUGGAAAAGCAAAAAUCCAUUGUUGGUUUCUGAGAUAUAUACCAUCAGGUGGUUCUGUUGAUUCUUCAUUCUUGCAACAUAAAAAGUCCACAGACCAGGCCAAUGAUGAUGAAGAUGCAAUAUUUUCUUUUCAUCACUCGAGUAGCAGUAUCACCUCACCUUCGUCAUCCUCAUCAACGCAAGGAAACAGCUUAUCAGGUGAUAAUCUGCCCCAACAACAGCAGGAUACAAAGAAAAAGAUCAAGAAGGGAACUUCUAGCAUGAUGUUGCAGUACAAGAAACAACUUCAAUACACUCCAACAAUUAUCAUGUUUCAUGGUAAUGCUGGAAAUAUUUCACAUCGAUUGACAAAUGCUAGAGACAUGUAUCGCUCUUGUAAAUGUAACAUAUUUAUGGUAGAAUAUAGAGGUUAUGGAAGAAGUACUGGUGAACCAUCAGAAGAAGGUUUAAAGAAUGAUGCAGAAACUGCAAUCCGAUAUUUAUUGGAGAAACGAUCGGACAUUAAUCCUAACAAUAUUUUCAUAUUCGGAAGAAGUCUAGGAGGAGCUGUGGCAAUCUAUCUUGCUUCAAAAUAUGCCAAUGUUGUUCGAGGCGUUAUUGUGGAAAAUACUUUUAUUUCUGUACCUAAACUAAUUCCUUCUCUAUUUCCAUACAGAUAUGUGGUUCCAAUUUUACAAUAUUUUUGCAUUAAUAAGUGGGAUAAUGAAGCAAUUUUGAAAUAUUCUACGUUCAGAAAUGAUUUUCACAGAAAGAGAUUGAAUGGUGACUUACCCUUUUUAUUUAUCAGUGGAAGAAAAGACGAAUUAAUACCUCCCUUGCAUAUGGAUACUCUGAUUGAAGUUUAUUGUGAACGAUAUGGUGAUUAUUGUUACGUCAAACGCUUCGAAGAAGGUACUCAUUAUGGAACAUGGUUAUGUCCUGGGUACUAUCUCAAUUUACAUCGAUUUAUCAAAAAGUUUAGAGUCAACCCACCUCCAGUCUCAGAGUCUAGAUCAAGAAAGGCAUCCUCAGCAACACCAACAACUGUUAAGCCUCACAUGCCAAUAUCUUCAACAGAUCAAAUUCACACUUCUGGUGAUGACAUUUUGAUUCAAGAUAAUAUUACUCUGACGUAUGCAGAUUCUCUGACAAUUCCAGAGCACCAUAAUCACAGCAGUGGCUACAAUAGUGGUGCAAGUAGUGGUGCAAAUAGUGGUGAUAACACGCCAAGAAAAAAGGGAACCUACAUGUUCAGAUAA